CUGCUUGUGUCACCUUUGAUACAAGCGAAUGACUCCAGUGAUGAGACCUAUAACAUUGGUGGGGUACUGGCCGACUAUAUCAGCAAUAAGACAUUUGUGGAUGUUAUAUCGGAACUAAAUUUCAAUUCCAAAUACAAGACCAGUCGUCGCAUGACCUACUAUGGCAAGACGAUACGCAUGGACAAGAAUCCCAUAAAGACGGUGUUCAAUGUGUGUGACAAGCUGAUCGAUAAGAGGGUCUAUGCCGUUGUCGUAUCACAUGAAUCCACCUCAGGUGACCUAUCACCGGCUGCUGUUAGCUACACCAGUGGUUUCUUUCAAAUACCUGUUAUUGGCAUCUCAUCGCGUGAUGCUGCCUUCUCCGACAAAAAUAUUCAUGUGUCCUUCUUGCGUACCGUACCGCCGUACUAUCAUCAGGCCGAUGUGUGGUUGGAGAUGUUAAAUCAUUUUGGUUAUACGAAGGUAAUUAUUAUCCACAGCUCCGAUACUGAUGGUCGUGCCAUAUUGGGUAGAUUCCAAACAACAUCCCAGACCUAUUAUGAUGACAUUGAUGUAAGGGCCACUGUGGAAAUGAUUGUGGAAUUUGAACCGAAACUGGAUAGUUUUGCGGAACAUUUGAUUGAAAUGAAAACGGCCCAGAGCAGGGUGUAUUUACUAUAUGCCAGUACCGAAGAUGCCCAGGUAAUAUUCCGUGAUGCUGCCACCUAUAACAUGACGGAGGCCGGCCACGUAUGGAUUGUCACCGAACAGGCCUUGAGUGCUCCCAAUACCCCAGAUGGUGUUUUGGGUUUACAGCUGGAACAUGUCAACAAUGAUCAUUCACAUAUUAAGGAUUCUGUGUACGUCUUGGCCUCCGCCAUCAUUGAAAUGCGGCAAAAUGAAACGAUUACCGAGCCACCCAAGAAUUGUGAUGAUUCGGGGGUCAAUUGGGAGUCAGGUAAACGCCUCUUUCAUUAUCUGAAAACCCGAAAUAUUACCGGAGAAACGGGCCAGGUGGCCUUUGAUGAUAAUGGAGAUCGCAUUUAUGCCGGCUAUCAUGUCAUCAAUAUGAGACCCAAACAGAAGAGACAAAUUGUGGGAGAAUUCUACUAUGAUCCGGCCAAGGCCACCAUGCGCUUGCACAUCAACGACAGCCUGAUAAUAUGGCCUGGUAGGCAGCGUAAGAAACCCGAGGGUAUUAUGAUACCCACACAUCUCAAGGUGUUGACCAUUGAAGAGAAACCCUUUGUCUAUGUGAGAAGGCUAACAGAUGAUGAGGUGGCCUGUGUGGAUGAUGAGGUGCCAUGUCCCCUGUUUAAUAAUACCAACGGAGUGGAAAAUGACUAUUGCUGUCGAGGCUAUUGCAUUGAUCUCCUCAAGGCUUUGUCGCAGCGCAUUAAUUUCACCUAUGAACUUGGUCUCUCGCCGGAUGGACAAUUUGGUCAUUAUAUUUUGAAAAAUUCCACCACAGGCACCCUACCCUCCACACCACCCAAAAAAGAAUGGACUGGCUUAAUCGGAGAAUUGGUCAAUGAACGGGCGGACAUGAUUGUUGCACCACUAACCAUUAAUCCAGAGCGUGCCGAAUAUAUUGAAUUUUCAAAACCAUUCAAAUAUCAAGGCAUUACAAUACUCGAAAAGAAACCAUCCCGAUCGAGUACUUUAGUGUCUUUCCUGCAGCCAUUCAGUAACACGCUGUGGAUAUUGGUAGUGGUGUCAGUCCAUGUGGUGGCCUUAGUACUAUAUCUGUUGGAUAGAUUCUCACCAUUUGGCCGCUUUAAGCUUUCUCACGUCGACAGUCACGAAGAGAAAGCCUUAAAUCUCAGUUCGGCCAUAUGGUUUGCCUGGGGUGUUCUACUGAACAGUGGCAUUGGUGAGGGUACACCGCGUAGCUUUUCGGCCCGUGUUCUCGGCAUGGUAUGGGCUGGCUUUGCCAUGAUCAUUGUCGCCUCGUAUACUGCCAACUUGGCUGCCUUCCUCGUGUUGGAACGUCCGAAAACGAAGUUAAGUGGUAUUAAUGAUGCCCGUCUGCGUAAUACUAUGGAGAAUCUGACAUGUGCCACAGUGAAAGGUUCAUCGGUGGAUAUGUAUUUUAGACGUCAGGUGGAAUUGUCGAAUAUGUACCGGACCAUGGAGGCGAAUAAUUAUGACACGGCAGAACAGGCCAUUGAGGAUGUUAAGAAGGGAAAGUUAAUGGCUUUUAUUUGGGACUCCUCCCGGCUGGAAUAUGAAGCCUCCAAGGAUUGUGAAUUGGUCACAGCUGGAGAGUUAUUUGGUCGUAGCGGUUAUGGUAUUGGGCUGCAGAAAGGAUCACCCUGGACUGAUGCGGUUACUCUGACGAUUCUGGAGUUUCAUGAGAGUGGUUUCAUGGAAGCCCUGGACAAAGCCUGGAUAUUCCAUGGCAAUGCCCAGCAAUGUGAGCAGUUUGAAAAGACACCCAACACAUUGGGUCUGAAAAAUAUGGCUGGUGUUUUCAUAUUGGUGGCAGCCGGCGUGGCCAUAGGUGUGGGCCUCAUCAUCAUCGAAGUGAUUUACAAAAAACAUCAGGUGAAGAAACAAAAAAGGAUGGAUAUAGCACGACAUGCAGCGGCCAAGUGGAGGGGUACUAUAGAGAAACGUAAAACCAUACGCACCUCCCUGGCCAUGCAGCGCCAGUAUAAUGUGGGCCUUAAUUCCAACCCAGGCACCAUUAGUUACACUGUCGACAAGCGGCGUUAUCAUCGCCUGGGUGGUGGUUCUCGUGUACCCGAGAAGGCCUGGUUGGGCGAUAAUGAUAUGUUGAGAAAUCGCCGCUAUUUGGAUCCGGCUUUUAAACCCAAACAUUCACCCAAAGUUCAUGGUCCAAUGUUGGGUAAAAUUAAACAUUCCGGAAAUUUAAUGCCACCCAAAUAUUCACCAGGCUAUACCAGUGAUGUUUCACAUUUGGUGGUGUAA
This is a messenger RNA of Musca vetustissima, 2913 nucleotides long. It is a transcript of the gene Nmdar1, whose product is annotated as glutamate [NMDA] receptor subunit 1. The coding region runs from base 151 to 2913 and encodes 920 amino acids. Gene Ontology annotation, biological process: monoatomic ion transport; regulation of membrane potential; ionotropic glutamate receptor signaling pathway. The record is from RefSeq and is a predicted model, not a curated record. Gene Ontology annotation, molecular function: NMDA glutamate receptor activity. Gene Ontology annotation, cellular component: synapse; plasma membrane; neuron projection. NCBI's taxonomy places the organism in Eukaryota, Metazoa, Arthropoda, Insecta, Diptera, Muscidae. The transcript is spliced from 13 exons.